AUGAAGCUCCUUCCAAUGGCGAUUUUCUUGCUUUUUGCACUCUUCGUCGUCUCAUCAGCCAUGGACAUGUCGAUCAUAGGCUACGACGCCACCCACAUGACCACCUCAGAUGCAUCCUCUUCGAACUGGCGCACCGACGACGAAGUCAACGCUAUGUACGAGUCCUGGCUCGUCAAACAUAGUAAGUUCUACAACACUCUUGGAGAGAAGGAGAAGCGGUUUCAGAUCUUCAAAGACAACCUCAGGUACAUAGAAGCUCACAACUCCGGUGAUCAUUCCUACAAGCUUGGACUCAACAAGUUCUCAGAUUUGACCAUUGAAGAACACCGGUUGCGCUACACCCGCGCCAUUCCUAAGCGGAAGUCGAACAAGCUGAAGAGUGAUCGUUACUCUCCUCUUUCCGCCGAUGUCCUGCCUGAUUCCGUUGACUGGAGGGUCAAAGGUGCCGUCGCCCCCGUCAAAACACAAGGAAAAUGCGGGGCUUCCUGGGCAUUCUCAGCGAUCGGAGCAGUGGAAGGGAUAAACCAGAUAGUGACAGGUGAACUGAUAACACUAUCAGAACAACAACUCAUUGAUUGUGAUACAUCUAACUAUGGAUGCGAUGGUGGUUUUGUUACUGAUGCCUUUGACUUCAUCAUUAAAAAUGGCGGAAUACAGAGUGACAAAGACUAUCCCUACACUGCCAAAGAUGGAAAAUGCGACACUUCCAAGAAAAACACAACGCUUGUUACCAUUGAUGAGUACGAAUAUCUUCUGGAGGAAAGCGAGUUAGCAUUACAGAAGGCCGUUGCAAACCAGCCUAUAUCUGCUGGUAUUGCUAUCAAUAGCACGGAUUUCAUGUCAUACAGUUCAGGUAUCUUUAGUGGUGUAUGUGGAGAUUUAGUAAACCAUGGUGUAGUUGUAGUUGGGUAUGGGACUGAAAAUGGGAAGGACUACUGGAUUGUGAGAAGCUCAUGGGGUACAGAAUGGGGUGAAGAAGGUUACAUAAGACUAGAACGCAAUAUAAAACAGGAAACCGGAAAAUGUGGAAUAACAAUUUUGGCAUCUUACCCUAUUAAAAAGAGUUAAUAUGUUGGAUGUUGAUUCAGAGGUUAAAUGAGUGUGAUGCCGACUUGUCUAAGGAAGUAAUUUUAGGAGUCGUUAGUUUUUUGAAUAAUUAAGUUCCAGUUUUUUUGUUAUGUUAUUUGGAGUAUAAGUAGUUGGCUUGUUUAUGUGUGUAAUUUCCUUAUCAGGG
Lactuca saligna is the source of this 1234-nucleotide messenger RNA. Lineage: Eukaryota; Viridiplantae; Streptophyta; Magnoliopsida; Asterales; Asteraceae. The record is from the annotation of a GenBank genome assembly.